UUGAUCUGCCAAGUUAACAUUAGGCUGUCAUUAUUUCCGACUGAAUCUCAUCAGCAAGAUGAAACGUCACGAAUGCAAGCUCUUGCAGCCAGCGAGAGUGAGCAUUCUCAACGAAGUCAUCGAUACCGGCAUGUUCAUCAACCUGCGCCGUUUCAUUUGCCGACUGCGCAUAAUCAGUCCAAGCCAUCCCAUGACUUCGGUCUACUACAACUCCCAUAGGGCCAAGCUCGAGGAAGAGGUGAGACAGCUGGUAUUUCACCGAUGGCUGAUCCAUCCCUAUAGCCUCCUCGCCAUGUAUUGGGAGUUCUUCGUCUUCCUCGUGUACUCUAUCCUGCUCAUCAAUCUGUCCAUUAUGGCGACCAUCAACGUGUACAACAGACAGCCAACGCCCAUCGUAGUGGUCAAGAUGACGAUGGACUACGUGAUGACCAUCGAUAUCGUCAAGACGUUCUUCACUGGGUAUUAUGAUACGGCGAAGAGCAAGACCAUCAUGGAUUCGAGGUUGAUCGCAAAGAAGUACCUUAGGAGUUAUUUCUUUCUGGAUUUGGCGUGUUGCUUGCACUCGUACCUGAUACCAUUCAGGAUGUUUUCCAAGAAUACAAACUUCCUCGACAAAACAUUCAUCCUCUCGGUGGCUUUGAGAACGUUGUCGUCCUUGAGAAUCAUCCGGAUAAGGAGAGGGCUCGACACCUUGCAAGUUUUCGAAAUGUAUGCCAACUUGUCCAGCGCCCUUAACCGAGCUUUCAGAAACAUCUUGACCUUCGUAAUCCUCCUACUGUGGUUGUUCGGCAUGAUAUUCCAGAUUGGCAUAUUCAUCGGGACCCAUUUCAUUCCAGAAGAAGAAAGAGAUAUUGGAGAUACAGUGCCUAAGGUCAUCUACUCCACAACUCUGAUGUUGCUACAUGCCAGCUUCGGUGAUAGGAACUUGAACAACCCUGUCAAGAUCAUAUUCUCGCUGGUCGUCAUGGCAGUGGGGUACUGCUUGCAGAUCUUCCUCUACACGCUGGUGUUGCAAGUGUGGAUCAGGUACUCCAACGCCAAGAUAAAGAACGAGAACCUCUACCAGCAGUUCACCGAGUACCUCAACUACAAGAGGCUGCCGAUGAGCCUGCGCAAGAAGUUCUUCUCCUUCUACCACUUCAAGUUCGAGAACCAGUUCUACAACGAGGCUCACAUCAACAGGAUGAUCUCGACUAUAUUGCGGCGGGAGAUCAUGGUGCACGUGACCAAGAACCACGUGCAGCGAGUGGAGUUCUUCCAGAACUUGCCCGACGUGGUGCUUAGUAGGAUAGUCUCGAGGCUCAAGUCGGAGAUCUACCUGACUAAUGACGUUAUCAUCAAUGCUGGCGUGACAGGUACCUGCAUGUUCUUCAUCUACUUUGGGACGGUGACGAUCUACACUCCCUCUGGUAGAGAGAUUUGCCACUUGGAAGAUGGUGCUCACUUCGGGGAGAUAGCGCUGAUCUUUAACGAACCUAGGGUAGCCACAGUGGUUGCGGUCACACCUUGCGAGUUGUUUGUGCUGAACAGGUCGGACUUUUUGGAUGUGCUGAGACCGUUUCCGGAGCUCAUAGAGAACAUUACCAAGUUGGCGGAGGAGAGACUUAGAACGACUGUGUUUCAGUGAUGAUUGUUAUGCCGGGUGUUUCUCAAAAGUGGCACAUCCCUAUAACUUUUUAGUUUAUACAGAUAAACGAAUGAAAUUCGGUGAAUGAGUUUAUUUAAAAAUAUGUAUUAUUUGAAGUAUUCAAUUGUUUUCGGUAACUUCCGGUUCGACCGGAAAUGACCCAUAUCAUCUUAUUUUAAAUGGGAUACCCGGUAUAUUUUUACUUAUUUCCAUUUGCCACUUUUUGACAUUUAUUCAUUUUUCAAUUUUCAAUCUAGAGUGCUCUGGAUGAGUUAAAACAGUUGAUUUUGAAUCAUGUUGCAUAGGAAAAAUUGUUUCGAUGUAGUUUUACUUCUCAUUUGUUUCACAAAUUCAUUCAGAAUUUACAAUAUCGUAAUUAUGAUGUUAACUCAAUAUUUUCAAAUGGAAAAGGGUAUUUUGUUACGAGCACGAUAAUACUACACAAUCGAUAUUCCAAAUCAAUAUCUAGUACCAUAAUCACUCUAGAUUGAAAAUUGAAAAAUGAAAAUUUCAGGAUGAUAAAUUUCAAAAAGUGGCAAAUAGAGUGUCAUUGUACUCGCAAUGUUAUUCUCUAUCGGAAUAUGUGAAAAUAUACGGGGUGUCCCAUUUAGAAUAAGAAAAUUUUGGUAAUUUCUGGUCAAAACGGAAGUGAUAGAAAACAAUUGAAUACGUCAAAUAAUGUCUAUUAAUGUACUAUACUUACACACCGAAUUCCAUUCGUUCAUUUAUAGAAACAAAAAAGUUAUAGUUGUGGGCCACUUUUGAGAAAUAUCCACUGUUGCUUUCAAUACAUUUUUCUUGUAAAUUCAUGAGCUACUACAAAAUGUUGCGAAGUUUAGCACUUGUAUUGAUUUUAAAAAUUAAGGAUUAAUAAAAAAAAUUUAUUCAACCUUCGACACCUUGUACCCUAAAAACGAAGCAAGUUAGGAGACAUAUUCAUAAUAUGCACUUGUAUGCACAAAAGUUCGUACAAAC
Messenger RNA from Phaedon cochleariae (mustard beetle), 2602 nucleotides. NCBI's taxonomy places the organism in Eukaryota, Metazoa, Arthropoda, Insecta, Coleoptera, Chrysomelidae. The record is from the annotation of a GenBank genome assembly.